AUGCCAUUGAUCAAGAGAGGAAAGACAUUUUCAGUUACUGAUGUUCUGGAAGCCAUUUUAAAUGGAGACAACAGUGAUUUUGAGAUAGAGUCAGAGAACAGCGAUAGUGAUGAAGAAGAUACAGCACAGCAUUCAGACAUUUCAGCUGACGAGGAAAGUGAAGAUGAAAAUGAAACAGAAAUUCAGACAGGACAGCAGACAGAAAGUCUCAGCAGUGACAGUGAGGAUGUGCCUUGUACAACACAGUGCAGGAAGAAUUCAGAGGGCAGAGAACUUCGCUGGCUUAAAAAAGAGUUUGUAAAUCCAGAAACAACUUUCACAGGUGCUGAUUUUGCAGCCUCCUCCAACUAUGAACUACAAACCCCACUGCAGUACUUCCAGAGAUUUGUGUCCCAGGAGAUGCUUUACAACGUGAUGGUCAAGAGCAAUGAAUACAGUCUCCAGAAACACGGGACAGUUGCUGACAUAUCUUUAAAGGAUUUAGAACAAAUGAUAGGCAUGUACUUGCAUAUGGGUAUAGUUCAGAUGCCUGGUGUCUGGGUUUACUGGGAAACUGACACACGGUAUGGCCCCAUAGCUGAUGUGAUGACUCGCAACCGUUUCCAGUGCUUGCUUUCGUCCAUCCACUUUGUGGACAAUCUCACUGUUACAGAUGAACAGAAGCAAGAUAAACUUUGGAAGAUUAGGCCAUGGUUGGAGUCAUUCAGGGAGAAGUGCCUACAGAUAGUGCCAGAGGAGCAUAACUCCAUUGAUGAGAUGAUGAUUCCUUUCAAGGGAAGGUUCAGUGGGAUCAGACAGUAUAUGCGUGGGAAACCACAUCCCUGGGGCUUCAAGAUCUGGGCAAGAACCGGAAUCUCUGGCAUGCUCUGUGACUUUGAUGUGUACCAAGGGAGUGUGCAGGGUAAGCCUGCUAGGUCUGAGCUUGGCAUUUCAGGAGAUACGGUCAUGAGGCUUGCAUCAACACUACCUACAGGGCAAAACUACAAGGUGUAUGCAGACAACUUUUUCACCUCUGUGCCUCUGCUUGUUAAACUGCUGGAGUGUGGCAUACACUUUGUUGGCACUGUUCGUCCUGGGCGUGUGCCAAACCUCAGGUUAGCAGAAGAGAAGGAGCUGAAAAAACAAGGAAGAGGAAGCUUUGACUUCAGAGUGUCACAAGAACACAACAUCUGUGCAGUGAGGUGGUAUGACAACCGGUCGGUCACACUUCUCUCCACUUUUGAUGGUCCAAACCCAGUUGACAAGGUUGCACGAUGGAACAAAUCCACCAAGUCCUUCACUGAAGUGAGAAGACCAUCAAUUGUGAAGACAUACAACAAAUUCAUGGGUGGGAUCGACUUGCUGGAUUCCUUCACUGCCAAGUACAAGUUCCACAUGAGGUCCAAACGGUGGUACAUGUACAUCUUUUGGCACACAAUCAUCAUUGCUGUGGUAAAUGCUUGGCUGCAAUACAAGCGCGACUGCAGGACCCUGCAGAUCCCUGUGAAGGAAGUGCUGAACAGGAGACGGUUCCAGGCACAGCUCUCUGCAUCUCUCAUCCAAACUCACACUAUAAAGAGAGGUAGACCUUCAAUGAAUGAGGAAAGAUCACAACUAAGUGUUAAAAAAAAGGUGUACAAUGCUCCCCCUCCUGAUGUCCGAAAGGACUGCAUUGGACACUUUCCUCAUAAAGAUCAAAAAAGAGGCCGGUGCAGAUGA
Molecule: messenger RNA, 1698 nt
Organism: Boleophthalmus pectinirostris (great blue-spotted mudskipper)
Lineage: Eukaryota; Metazoa; Chordata; Actinopteri; Gobiiformes; Gobiidae
Product: piggyBac transposable element-derived protein 3-like
Exons: 2
Coding region: 1-1698 (565 amino acids)
Source: RefSeq, a predicted model, not a curated record